AAGACGCCCAAUACGAAAGAUUUUGUUAUAUCGAUCUAUCCGUUCAUCAUCAAUCACACUAUUUCUUUCUUGGCAGACGGCAUUUCUGGUUCGCAUGCUCGUGUUUUCAAACAACCAGUGCAAGUUUGUUUUCAGCAGUUUUCAAGCAUGAAUUUGAUCCAAGAAGGGAGCUACGUCGUGAUAAGAGGGGCCAACAACGUACGUCUAGUUCAGGUGGACAAGAAAAAGCCGAUUUUCUUUGGAAAACGGAAGUUCGGAGUGCAAGCCGCGAUCGGACAACCCUUCGGAUCCGUGUUCGAGAUCCGAGAUCGAGAUUUACGGAAGGUUUCUGCGGAGGAAUUCAGGCGGACAUCCUCCGAAUGCAUUCCCCAAGUCGACGAUGUGCUGACAAGUGGCCAGGACAACCGGAAUCUACUGGAUGACGGGAAAUCUCAGAAGCUCACUAGGGAGCAGAUUGAGAACUUCAAGGCAGGCGGAACAUCUGGAGAGGAGAUUGUCAAGACGCUGCUGGAGAACAGCACGACGUUCAAGAAGAAGACGGAGUACUCCCAGCAGAAGUACCUCAAGAAGAAGCAGCAGAAGUACCUCCAGCAUUUGACGCUCGAGAGGCCCACGGCACGCCUUCUCGGCGAGAUGUACUACUCCCAGAACCCGCUCAAAGUCGGGAACAUGCGGGUGGACGCGCUGGCCCAGCUGCUGACGUGGUGCAACGUGCGGUCCGGCGGGAGAUACGCCGUCUUCGACUCCUGGCUGGGGCUGCUCACCGCAGCAGUGCUGGAGCGGUUGGGAAGGGAGGGCUCCGUCGUGCAACUCUACCCUGGUCUGGGGCCCGACAGUUCGUACCGACAGGCAGUGAAUGCUCUCAACCUGGAUGAGAACUUUGUGCACUCGACCGUUCUGGAGCUGCCCUUUCAGCGAGCCCUCGACCUGCUUCGAGAGUCUUCCACGGCGGAAGACGGGGACGGAGACUCUUCGAUGGCAGCGUCAGCAGAUCAGGCCGAGACGACGGUGGCGGGAAGCAAUAACGACACCCCGAGCGACGGACAGCCAUCCGGCAAAGAGUGGAAGGAGGAUGAGAGGACACGGAGGAGAGCACGGCGAUUGGAGGAGCAGCAGAAGGCAGCAGAUCUGCUCAAGACAAAGGCACUCGACGGGCUGCUGGUGGCCAGCAAGCAACACCCGACGCCGGUGGUGCUCACUCUGCUCGAGUUCCUGGCGCCCUCGCGGCCCUUUGCGGUGUUCUGCACCUACCAGGAGCCCCUGGUGGACCUCUACGGCCGCCUGAAGAGCGCCGGCAAUGCCGUCUUUCUCAAGCUGUCCGAGAGCUGGCUCAGGGCACACCAGGUGCUGCCCGAUCGCACUCACCCGUCCAUCAACAUGAGCGGCGGGGGAGGCUACCUGCUCACGGGCAUCAAGGUCGACAACUCAACGUGACGCCCGGCGGAGCAUCGAACCACCUCGCACAAACGCUUUGAGUGUACACACGUCGGGCUGUGACGCGGAAAGAUACAUCAUUCCAGUUCACCAGUUUAGUCGAGGCUCGGAUGUAU
Molecule: messenger RNA, 1550 nt
Organism: Ixodes scapularis (black-legged tick)
Lineage: Eukaryota; Metazoa; Arthropoda; Arachnida; Ixodida; Ixodidae
Gene: Trmt6
Product: tRNA (adenine(58)-N(1))-methyltransferase non-catalytic subunit TRM6
Exons: 9
Coding region: 148-1434 (428 amino acids)
Biological process (GO): tRNA methylation
Cellular component (GO): tRNA (m1A) methyltransferase complex; nucleus
Source: RefSeq, a predicted model, not a curated record